This is a messenger RNA of Oryzias latipes (Japanese medaka), 4297 nucleotides long. It is a transcript of the gene hs3st3b1b, whose product is annotated as heparan sulfate (glucosamine) 3-O-sulfotransferase 3B1b. NCBI's taxonomy places the organism in Eukaryota, Metazoa, Chordata, Actinopteri, Beloniformes, Adrianichthyidae. The record is from RefSeq and is a predicted model, not a curated record. Gene Ontology annotation, molecular function: [heparan sulfate]-glucosamine 3-sulfotransferase activity.
GAGAUGAACCUUCACGGAGUGGCGGAGUGAAUUUCUCUUUAGGAAUAGGAACAAUAUUCCCCCUAAAUUAUUGUUAAUAAUACUAGCUUCAUGUUUUUUAGUUAUCGUUAUUUAAUAAUUGUAUUCAAUACAUUUUUUUCCUGUGAUUUGUUAUGCUACUAGCUUGUUUUUUAAAUAUGUUUUUAAUUCUGCGGAGGUGUCGCCGGGAGUGAGUUUGGCAAAAUGCGCCGCUGGGAGACGAUUUCCCCCCGAAAGGCUUAUGGAAUAUAGCCUGCUUUGUCACAGUCUGUAUGCCUUGUGGUCCAGCCCAGUGAAAAAGAAACUUGUAGUGCUCGGCAUCAUGUUUUUAGUCUGGGUCUACAUGCUGUACUCGUGCGUGGGCCACUGCUCCACCAUGCCAAGUGUCUUGGUGGGCAAGGAGACCGGCACGGCGGUGGGCAGGAGGACCGAGAGCGGCGGCGCGGACCUCGUCUCCCGCCUGCUCGCUAAACCGCAGCCGUGGGAGGAUGUGGAGAGCGACUACGAGGAGCCGUCCGUGAGGACCGCCGCGUCCCGGGACCUGCUCAACAACGAGGCGGACCGGCUGGAGGACUGGGAGGAGGAGAUGCGCGCCGGGGAGCAGAGAGCCCCGGACCCCAGCGCCCUGUCCAGCUUUUCCAACGGCUCCGGGAGCAAGAAGCUGCCGCAGGCGAUCAUCAUCGGGGUGAAGAAGGGAGGCACUCGGGCUCUGCUGGAGUUCCUGCGGGUUCAUCCCGACAUCAGGGCCGUGGGAGCGGAGCCGCACUUUUUCGACCGCAACUACGACAACGGACUGGAGUGGUACAGGGAGCUGAUGCCGAAGACCCUGGAGGGCCAGAUCACCAUGGAGAAAACCCCCAGCUACUUUGUGACCAGAGAGGCUCCAGCACGGAUAUCAGCCAUGUCCAGGGACACCAAGUUAAUCGUGGUAGUGCGGGACCCCGUCACUAGGGCUAUCUCUGACUACACACAGACAUUGUCUAAGAAGCCUGACAUUCCCUCUUUUGAGAGCCUCACCUUCAAAAACAGGACUACAGGGCUCAUUGACACUUCCUGGAGCGCCAUCCAGAUCGGUAUCUACGCCAAGCACCUGGACAACUGGCUGCAGUAUUUCCCCAUGGAGCAGAUCCUGUUUGUCAGCGGCGAGCGUUUGAUCAGUGACCCGGCUGGAGAGCUGGGUCGCGUUCAGGACUUCUUAGGCCUCAAGAGGAUCAUCACAGACAAACACUUCUACUUCAACCAGACCAAGGGUUUCCCGUGCCUCAAGAAAGCAGAAGGCAGCAGCAAGCCACACUGCUUGGGGAAGACCAAAGGACGGACUCAUCCGAACAUUGAUCCGGAGGUGGUACAGAGGCUGCGGGACUUCUACAGACCCUUCAAUAUGAAGUUCUAUCAGAUGACGGGACAUCAUUUUGGCUGGGAUUGACGUAAAAGUCCCAAAACACUUUUUUUGUUAAAGUUGUACAUUUUUUAUUUCUCUGUAAUUCAAACGCAAGACAUGGCGGUAUUGAGAUAUAUGUAAAAUGUACAGAAAUCUAUUUUAUUAUUUAUUUUUAUUUUUAAGCAAUUAAUUCACAGAGCUGCCUAACCAUAUUUGUACAUAACGUUUAACCCACGUUUUUUUUUUCUUUUUAACAUUCCUCAUCUUGAUUCAGAUAAUCAACAACAGCUGAAGUCAAAGCUGAGCUGGAAAAAGAAAAGCACUAAAAUGAGUGCUUCCAGAGAAGUGUAGAGCAUCAACCCAUCCUCAUUUACAUAGGCAUCAUAGCUGCUGCCAUUCUUUUGUGAAAUUCUCUGUUAGAAUCCAGCUUUAAAUCCCUUUCAUCAGCCCAAGAAGCAGUUCUAAUGUCCCAUUUCACUCAAUUAAGGCUUGAUCAAUAGACCUAAUUGAUACUCAUUGUGUCACUCAUGCUUAAAGUAUACAGCUGCCCUUUUCCCUCUCAGUGCUCCUGCUGCCUGUUUUAAUGAAUGAAGCAUCCAUCAAACAUUAAAUCCCAUCUCGGACCACAUAAGAGCACAUGUUAACAUUAUGCUAAUCGGUGAAAGGUAACUGGCAGAUCGAUCAGGCCCCUUCAUUCAGAAGCGGCGCUGGCUUUGAGCCAGGCUCAUGCCCUGUUCUCUCUGCUCAAAGGUCGUGCAAAGUCUCAAUCAAGUUUCCUUCAGAGGCCUUUGAUUUGUUGAGAGCAGAUAGCUGGAGCUCAACAACAGUGUGUGCCUUGUUUCACACUGAAGCGACGUUCACGCUGCCCUCCGCAACAUGCGUUCAACCGUCCACUUUCAAUAAAAAAGUCUAUGUGAAUGCGUGUUUUGCGCUUCGGUGUUCAAAACUCUUUUUUUCGGGCUCUAUAUACAAAACAUGCAGCUAUUGAACACACAAUGAAAGUCAAACCAGGUUGAAUUUUGACCAAUCAGGGUAGUAACUGGUAGUAACGUAUGGAUGGUGUCCCUUUUAAUUAACAAAAGUGCCAACGAUUUAAAAAGUGAUUAUGGAGGAGAAAUUAAUAAUUGUGGUUGGUGCCCAGACAAAAUUAUAUAACGCUAAAUCUGUCAUACAUCUGGAGCAAGAUUCACAACACGCUUUGACAUUUUACGUCAAGCUUUUUCCAACUGUAGGUGGCUAACAUUUGAUAGUAAACAUUAGCAAAAGAUCAAGAAGAAGAAACCACUCCCUACUUGUCCAGUUUGAACACCAUUUGCUAAACACACUUUUAAGAAUACACGUCACAUGCCCAGUGUGAAGGUAGCUUAAAAUGGAAAUCUUUUGUUGGAAGCAGACAUGGCGUAUCGACCCCAAAAAUGUUUUGAAGUUGAGUCAAUUUAAGGGCUUCAAGGAAUAAGAUUUUCAAGUCCAGUAGCGCCGACUUCACUUCAACAAAAGGUCACCUAGAUGAAUGAGAACCUUCACGGGUCCCAAGAAUGUGCAUAAAGUUGCAACGAGGUUUCCCCUCAGUGAAAUGCAGCCGCCCAGACCUGACAUAUGUUCUGAAGAAGUCAAUGAGACAAUAAAAGAUGUUUUAAAUGCUCAGAUCGCAGCAUGAAUAGCCUCAGGCAGGAUUUAGCUGUCUGUCCUCUGGUGUCAUCAGAAAACUUCAUGAGUCCUCAUCCAUGGCUUUUAUCGUGUAUGCCUUAUUCAUCCUCAUCACAUUCACACUUUCUACUACAGAUUUCAAAUCCCUGCUUGUUGCCAAAAAGAAAUUAACUUUAAGGUGUUUCAUGUUUUAAAAGAUUGAUCUCCAUACUUUUCCUUUUUCCUGCAACCUGAAUUUAUUAUUUAGUCUCUCGUAUUUGUACUUGAAUUCUUGAUAUGCAGGAGAGACAUAUGCGACCAUCGCGCUUUGACGUUAAUGCUCUACAGCGAGCAGAAACCAACUAACAAAAGCACGGAGCGGCGUUCUCCACAAAGUUCUGUGCGACACUGUGCUAUGCAUGACUGGCGUUGUGGCCAUUACAUAAAUGCAGGCAUAAUGGCAAGGGAUUAUCAACAUCCAGAGAAGGGUUUUAUGUGUUGACGCAGAGCCCAGACUGAAUGUAAAUGAAGCUCACAGAGGGUGAUCUAUAAAACUGUGACGAGUUUCCUAAAGUAAAAAAAAAAAAAAAUGCUGUGCCUCUUUACCAGUUCAAAAUAAUUAGCCAGUUCGAGUUAUAAAAGAUAGAUAAAGAGCAAUCCUAUUUUUCUUGCUUUCAAGUUGAAAUGAACUGCCUGAUUAAACUUCAAUUUAACAGUUGUCAGCAGGGAGAUGGAGGCAGUUAAACUUUUCUUUUAAUGUGUGAUUCUUUGCUGAGAUUUCUGGAAAGAAAAAGCCUUUAUCUCCCUGCCUGUCUCUUUUGUGCAAUGCUUGAUUAGAAAUGGCAUUUAUUGGUGACCUCUUUUAUCAAGUUUUUACAUUCUAAAGGAGUAGAUUCUUUUUUCCGACUUAUGGGAGUACUGCAUAUGAAUUCUGGUCAUAUUUUCAAGGGGAUUAUCAAGAAUACAUAAGAAAAUGGUUGCACACAUGGAUCCAUUCUAUGAUGCUGCUCUGGCUAUGGUUGAGUUUUAGUCAACCUGUACUGAGAACUAGUAUGCUUGUCUUGUUCACAAAUGACGUAUACAAGCCGAUCUGUAUAUACAAAACUGGGAAAGAUAUGUAAAUCAAUUAUUUUGUGGUAUUUACAUCAAAGUAAUUAAUUUUCACUGUUCAAGAGCAAAAGGGUACAGAUGUUUCUGGAUGAAUAAAUAUUGAGCAUUCAUAAUAUUUCUUUGUAAGAGGAAACAAAUAAAUACAUAUAUAUUUUACCAAUA